Nomia melanderi (Alkali bee) is the source of this 11728-nucleotide messenger RNA. NCBI's taxonomy places the organism in Eukaryota, Metazoa, Arthropoda, Insecta, Hymenoptera, Halictidae. The record is from RefSeq and is a predicted model, not a curated record.
AGUGUCCCUGGAAACUUUCGAAUAUCGAAACCGCGUUCGAAACAAGGAGAAUUUAAUGGCGGUCGAAGAACCCCCCACCCUGACCUCGUAUGCAGAGACAGUUAAGGUGUCAACAGGCGAGGCCGAACAGAGUUUACGCGAUAAUUCUCAUCUGUUCGUAUUUACACAUUUAUUUCAAUGCUUAUCGUAUCGCACUAAAUAUUUGAACCUCGGUAUUGGCGGUAUAUGGUUUCGAUAUAACUGGCGUUUAGAGAAUGCAACUAUCCAGAACAUAGCACGGUGCAGAUUUUUCUGACAUGUAUGUGUGUAUACGUACAUAAUGUUUUGAUUCAAUCGCAGCUGAGAUUCUCUUGUAUCUAUUUCAAUAAAGAAUGUUCUUCAGAUUUGUUUUUGCUAACAUCAGUGUAGUCAACUUUUAAUUCUUUCUUCGUUGAACUCUACAGGUUUCGCGUUAUAUUACUUGUGCGCUGAUGUUUAUUAUAGUAUAAUAUUUUUUAUUGAAUAAGUGUAUACAUUCUGGACACAGUAUGUUCAACGUUGCAUUAUUAUUGUACAGUGUCAUUGUGACAGCGUGCACUUCGACAAUUAUUACAGUGUAUUGAAGUUGUUCUUAUGAUGUAACUUAUUCCGUGAGAUCUUUGCAACGUAAUUGCUCAAAGAAACAUUCCAAUGAGUGUGGAUGAUGAGCUUUCUUUUAUCCAGCAGUAUUGAGGCAAAUAUACUGUAAUGGGGUGGGUCUUGUCCACCACAGUAUGGAUUGCAAUGUGGAGUUGCUUUUUGCGGGGCUUACAACUAGCUCCACAAACAUCUCCAAAACAGAUUCCAUGUGAUAAAACAAGGAAAGUUUUUACUGAUUCUUGGGGAAUCAUUAGCGAUGGACCUUUAGGCUCAAAUUAUACUCAAGAUUCUCACUGUGAAUGGCUCAUAAAAGCGAACAACAGCCGUCAAUUUAUUACUUUAAGUUUUCGUACCAUGGGAACAGAAUGUAGCUAUGAUUAUGUUUUCGUUUACGAUGGAGAUUCUUUUAGAUCUCCUCUUUUAGGAAGUUUCAGUGGAAAAACGGAACCACAGCAAGUGACAUCAUCAUCUGGUUAUAUGCUAAUAUUAUUAUAUAGUGAUACAAAUUACGUCUUGGAUGGUUUUCAUGCAGAAUUCUCAGUUACAAAUUGUCCAAAUAAUUGUACAAAUCAUGGAAAAUGUAUUAAUAAUAAAUGCGUCUGCGAGAACGAUUGGGGCGGGAGAGAUUGCUCUAGAGCACUUUGUCCAAACAAUUGUAGUUAUGGUGGUGAAUGUAAUACAAAACGGUGUCAGUGUCACGAUGGAUAUUCAGGACAGUCUUGUUCAUUGCAUAAAACUCAUCCAGAAGGGAAUAAGUGGCACUGGCUUUCGCAUUCUGAAGGUGGAUUAAGGCCACGAGCAGCACAUACUGCAGUCUACAUAAAGGAAACAGAUUCUCUUUAUGUUUUUGGUGGCUAUGAUCUCAACAAUAUACUCAGUGAUUUGGAAGUGUAUCAAUUUGGUACAAGUCAGUGGGAAGAUGCGUUUGGUAAUAUAUUAGAACGCACUUCAUCUGCAGAAUAUUUAGAUCCUAUGCUCAUUGGCACUGAAUUAGAGCGAAUAGAUGCUGGUGCAAAAGAAUUAUAUGGUGUUCGCCGUACAUCCCUCAUGUGGAGGGUACUCUACAGUAUUAAAGACAAUAACACUUUUAGCUUACAUAAUCGUGGAAAUGUAGAAAAUGGGCAUGGUUGGUCAGAAUUUAGGAAUACACCAGAACAUAAAGCACAUGACAGAAAAGUUGGUAUACUUAAAAUAGAAAGGAACGAUGAUUUUCGAAAGAAACAUUCGAGGCAUCCGAAACCUCGAUAUGCACAAACUACGAGACAUCGAAGGAACCUUGAAGAUUUCGAUUUAUAUCGAGAACUUCAUGCUCCGAAUAUAAAAAGCGAUAUAUUAAAUUGGGAAGAGCAGAGCGUCGAAGACCCUAUUCAAGAGAAUAUUUUUAUUCAAGAGCCUAAUUCAGCAACUGAUGAAUCAUUCAAAGAAGAAUCUACUAAAUCGCCUAUUGAUGAAUUGCCUAAACCAAGUCCACGAUAUGGUCACGCUGCUUGUAGAUACGAUGAUGGUUUUGUUAUUUAUGGAGGAAAGGUGCAGGAUGGUUCUUUAUCAAAUGAACUAUGGCAUUAUAACGUUAAUACACGUAUUUGGACAUUAAGAGCUAAAAACUCUCCAUUUUAUCCACCGCCAUUAACAAGACAUACCCUUACUUUAGCAAACGAUCAUAUUUACCUUUUCGGUGGUAGUACAGUCGAUGGUGAAUUUUCAUCUAGUCUGUAUAAACUUAAAUUGAAUUUAUCUGAUCCUACUGCAACUACAGAAAGAUGGAAAGAAGUACAUCCUCGAGGAGGUAAAGAACUAGAUGUACGUGUAGUUGCACAUUCAACUGUGUACCACCGUGCUACCAACUCUCUUUUAGUUUAUGGGGGAGUAGUGGCUAGCGUAGCACGGUUCAGUAAAUUAUCAGAUAGAAUGUUUGUAUUUCAACUUGAUAGAAAAGUUUGGUCUGAAAUUCAUUAUCCAAGAGCACAUUUGAGAGACACUUAUGUUCCCAGAGAACGGGCAUUUCAUACUAGCAAUAUUAUAGGGAAUUAUUUAGUUGUGUUUGGUGGAUAUUCUCACAGACAUAAUAAAGAAGAAAUUUGUUAUGAUAAUCAAAUGUAUCUUUAUCACUUAGGCUGUCACGCCUGGGUAAGUCAUGACGUACUAGGUUUAAACGACAAAGAUUCGCGUUAUCCGAAACAACAAGGAGUUUUUGCACAUGCAGCAGAUGUACGUAAUGGAAACACUUUGUUAUUAGUCGGUGGUUAUCAUGGAAAUGUAAAUGCAGAUUUACUUGCUUACACAUUACCACCGAUGCUCGCGCCAGGAGAUGAAGAUUACAUAGAACCUGAACAAAUAUGUUCAAGGCAUAAAAGUCUAAUGGAAUGUUCAGCCAAUCCUGAAUGCGGUUGGUGCUCAGCGGACGAGAUAUGCUAUGGUAGAACUAUUGGUAGUAAUUGCACGACUAAUCUUCAGACAACUCGUUGCCCAGGCGUUUGUCCUGCACUCGGAGAUUGUCAUUCUUGUUUAAUACAUGGUCAACCUGGUGGAGGAUGGGGCACAACUGCUCGUGGAAAGAAAUCAAUUUCCAACAAGUUAAAUUUAGGAACUUGUACUUGGUGUGUUCAAAACGCUCGAUGUCAUCACAAAGAUGAUAAUUAUGGGGUCUGUGGUCUUCGAGAUGAUACGCUAUCUCAGAUACCUGGAUGGUGGGGUCCUAAGGGUACUGAAAUUAUAAAAGUAGAGGAAUGUCGUGAAAUGGAUAAAAGGCCAGGACUAACAUUUUUAAAAUACAAGCCUCCAGUAAAUUUUAGCCAACCUGACUCAGUAACAAUAGUCAAUGCUACAACAGUUGAUUUUAAUGUUCCGUCCAUGCAAGGAGCAAAAACUGAGUCUGCCCUCGGCGGAGAAAUGAUAGCUAGGUUAAUUGGAUUCUUAAGACCACCGCAAUAUUAUUGGGACAGUGCAGUGGAACACUUAAAGAUUUGUGUCAGUUAUAACAGUGCAACUCUACACGUAUCACGAAGCGACGAUCCUCAAGAAUUGGAAUUAGUUGCAAAUUUAACUGCUGAAACAUCACAAUGUAUACCAACAAAAUGGCCUGAUGGACAUCAGAUGAUGUUACUGCCAGGUCGGUAUCUAUUAGACUUUGAAUCAAAAAGAAUGGUUACUACAAGUUAUGCGUAUGCAAGUAAAAUGGAAAUCACUCACAAUAAGAAAACUGAAAAUCCAAAAGUUUUUACAUUCGAAUAUCUUGAACCAUAUCAAAACGGAUCCUGCCAUCAGUAUAAAAAUUGUCUUCAUUGCUUGACUGAUUCAUCAUGUGGCUGGUGCGAUAUUAUUAAUAAAUGCCUCUCAAGAUCAAUCAACGAAACAGAAAGUUGCGUGGCUGACAUGGAAUGGGACGAAGAUGGCAAUCCGAUUCGUGAAUGGCAUUAUCUAACCAUCACACCUUCUGCCUGUGCUAACUGUUCUAAUUACAUUUCCUGUGAAUCUUGCGUUGGUAGCAAUUUAUGCGAAUGGUGGACAGAAGAAGCUCGGUGCGCAAGAAUAGGUAGAUUGCCUAACGCCGUUGUUAGUCUUGACCAAUGUCCAAUUCCAUGCAGACAGCGUUCAAAUUGCACUCAGUGUUUAGAUGAACGUGGAAGAUGUGUAUGGUGCGAAGCUACACAAGAAUGCUUUUCUUUUUCGAUAUAUACGUCCGAAUAUCAGUUUGGUUUAUGUCGAGAAUGGAUGGAUCAAGCCGGUCUUAUGGGAGUAACCUCAAGGUCCGGAUCAUCUUUAACAGGCAAUGACCAAUGCAAAAGCUGUAGUCGACAUACAAACUGUUCCAACUGCCUGCAUUCGUUAAGUUGUGGUUGGUGUUAUAGUCUGGAAAAUCCUAUUUUGGGAGCAUGUGUGCAAGGAGACUUCAAUCAACCGCAUGUUAAUUGUAGCUUAGUCAUUAAUGAAUAUCAAAACACUACGUUAGAAGCUGACGAAGCAGGAUGGGCAUAUGCUCAGUGUCCAGAUGUCGACGAAUGUGAUUUAGGUUUGCAUGACUGUCAUCCUGAUGCAUUAUGCACUAAUACUCAUGGAAGUUUCAGCUGCCAAUGUAAAAGAGGUUUCAACGGAGAUGGCAAAGAAAAUUGCACAAAAACAUGCUUCGAAAAAUGUGUUAAUGGUUAUUGUAGCGAAGCACCGGAUUACAAAUGCGAAUGUUAUCUAGGUUGGACAGGACCAGACUGUAGAACAAAUUGUGGUUGUUACAAUCAUUCUACUUGUGUGCAAGGUCCAGGUAUUUGCGACGAGUGUCAAAAUUGGACGACUGGCAGGUAUUGUGAGGAAUGUAAAGCGGGUAGUUACGGUAAUGCCACAACACCACUUGGAUGCAAAAAAUGUAAUUGCAAUGAACACGGAGAUAAGGAUCUAGGUAUUUGUGACCGACAGACUGGUAUAUGUUUCUGUCGCGAUAAUACUCAAGGAUAUAUGUGUCAGUUCUGUAAGAAAGGAUAUUAUGGUGAUCCGAGAAAUGGUGGAAUGUGUUAUUACGGUUGUAUAUCACGGGGUAUGUUAGGAGGUGAAGGAACUGGUAAACAAGGUCUCGGAAGCAGACACUCGCAAUUGUCUUUAUGGGAAAGUCAUUUCGGAGAAUCGCCAACAAGAGAAUGUCUCUGGAUAGUCAGUCCGAAAACGGAUCUUUCAUCGGAUACAAUGCUUUCAGGAAUACAAAGUGUAAUACAAUUUACUAUACACGAUGAUAUUAAUGUUAGUUGUCAAGAGAAUAGUAUUUACGUAUACGACGGACUUCCUGAAUUUGUUUCUUCAACUACUAGUCAUCAGAGUCAACUCUUAGGUGUUUAUUGUACAGAAAGUACAGAUUAUCCGGUAACAGUAGAAGCUAAGUCUGGAUUCCUUACCGUGCACUAUAAACAACUGGAUGAGGUGGAAGGGUUCAAUGCAAGUUACGUAAUAAUAACGUGUAACAAUUGUCCUGGAAAUCGGGAAUGUCGAAACGGAAAUUGUUUAUGUAAAGUUGGUUUUAUAGGAAUCAAUUGUGAUAUUGAAAUAUGUCCAAAUAACUGUACGUCAUCUAAAAAGCAAGGAACUUGUGAUAAGGGUUACGGACGCUGUGUAUGUGCAGUUGGCUAUGGAGGACAUGAUUGCUCAAUUAAAAUUAAAGACCAUCAGUUAAUCUUUACUGAGUUAUUUAAUUCUGAGUAUUUAACAGAUCACUUAGACCAUUUACGAAAAACUUUACCAAGAUUUGGCCACACACUAGUCGCAGACAGAAGGGGCAGUCUUUGGAUGUUUGGUGGAUAUUCUCUUAGCCAUGGUCCUUUGAAUGAUAUUAGACUUUUUGACACUAAAAAUAACACUUGGAUGCCUAUUACUGUAGAAUCUACUUCGGAAGCUUCUAUGCCUCAAGGUAGAUAUUUCCAUGCGACUGAAAUAGUCCACAGUAGGCAGCAGAUAUACGUUUACGGUGGUUUGUCGAUGAAAGAAGAGGAUGUUCAAGGAUUAUCUAACAAUACGUUGAGCGAUUUCUGGAAAUUCAGUUUGCAAAAUCAGAGAUGGAUGCAAAUUAUGCAAGAUGAAUCUAAAAGAGAACCACCGCCUUUAGCUGGGCAUACAUUGACAUUACGUAGAAAUGGAGAAUCGGAGAGUCUAAUACUGAUCGGAGGAUUUAGUCCUAAAUAUGGUUAUCUGGACACUGUAUGGGAGUUCAACUUAGAAUCAGAAACUUGGGACACUAUAAACACAAUUGGAAAUGGACCAUUAGGAGUUUAUGGCCACUCAACAGUAUACCACAGCAAGUCAGAUAGCUUUUACAUUUUUGGUGGAUAUACGUAUGCAAUAAAUCGAACAUUUAUUUCGAAUAAAUUAUAUGCUUUAAAUUAUACAACUCGCACGUGGUCUGUACUUCCACCAUUUGAUGAUGAUCUUACUGAUGGGAAUAGUUUGCCUCAAGCUAGAUUUCUUCACUCUGCUGUUACCACUGAUGAAUACAUGGUUAUAUUUGGUGGUCGCCAAAAUCCUCACAAUACAUCUGAUUCACUAAUUGCUUAUAAAUAUUCAUGUAAUUUAUGGAUUCGUUUAAUAACGAAAGAUAUGGAAGUUAUUGGAAGUCCCCCACCACCAGCAUAUGCUCAUGCUAUGACUCAUGCUGAUCCAGAAUCUAAUGCUGUAUACGUUGUUGGCGGUUUUGAUGGUGGAAUUAAAAGUCAUGUAACUCUUAUAAACAUACCCGAAGAUUUAUGCAAUCUCUGGACAGACAAAAUAACUUGUAGAAAAUACUUUGGAUGCUCCUUCUGUGCUGUUACCACAAUUAGUGGAAACAAUGCUUCUUUCUGUUUCUCUAAUGAUGUAUCCGAUAAUAAAGAUAACAGAUGUGAUAUUAAUGUUACUCAAGCUCAACUAUCGAAUGGAAUCGUUUGCAAUGCAGAAUGGAUGGCAAGCAGAAAGUGUCAAAAUUUUAAAACAUGUACAGAAUGUUUAGCAGAAUGGCCAUAUUAUAAAAAUGAGAAACCAGUGUGUAAAUGGUGUACAAAUUGUCCAAAUGGAAAGUGUAUACCAUACGAGAAAGUUUGUAAUGAGUUAAAUAAGUGCUAUGUCAGGCAAAUAUCAGUAGCAGAUGUAAAUCAAUGUGGUGAACGACAAUGUCCAGCAAGCGACUGCGAAAAAUGUAACAGUCUCGAAGGUUGCGCAUGGACAAGACAGGUCUUAAAGACUUCUGAGUUGGGAGUUACAGUAACAGGUGUACCUGUGUACGAUUGGAAUUGUGUACCGGAUGAUAUUUUUGAGAGAUCCAGUAUUAAAAUGGGGAGUACACAAUGUGAAAAAAGAUGUGCUGAACACAAAGAUUGUAAAAGCUGUCUGAAGGGUACAGGAGCUGAAGGAGGAUGGCGGGAAUGUAGAUGGUCAACACAACUUAACGAAUGCAUCUCUCCUUCGUAUCAACCGCUUUAUUGUGCUGGUGGCGUAUGUGGUUUAGUACUGCGUAGCUCUGAUAUUGAUCAUUGUCCGGAACCAUGUGCAGUUUUUAAACAAUGCAGUAUAUGUCUGAAACAUUCACACUGUGGAUGGUGUUCUUUAGAUUCUGCUAAUAUAACUGGUCAAGGAAUAUGUAUAGAGGGCUCACUCGAAGCACCUACAGAUCAUCCAGCUGGUGGUACAUGCGACAUGCUUUACCAUCAACAAUUUCCUCAGACAGAACCACCGCUCAUAACUACAUUAUUUCCACAUUAUGUAGAGACAUACGAAAAUCCAGACAAUGUAACAAUGUUAAUACCAAGUGUAACAUCGAAACCGGUAUUCUCUUGGCAUUAUGUACGGUGUCCUCCAGAAAAUGAAUGUACUAAUGGUCACCACACAUGUUCACCGAAAAGUGAAAAAUGUUUCGAUUUGGAAGAAGGAUUUGAGUGUAUCUGCGGUGAUGGAUACAAAACUGAAACUCCAGCGUCAAUCAAUGAAUUUGGAAGAAAAAUCUGUGUACCAAUGUGUACGCAAGGAUGUGUUCGAGGAACAUGUGUAGAACCAAAUGUUUGCCGUUGUGAUUUUGGUUAUGUAGGUGCCAAUUGUUCAAUUCAGUGCCAGUGCAAUGGCCAUAGUAAUUGCGCAGGUCCAGAUAAAUUAGAUGUCUGCCUAGAGUGCCAUAAUAAUACAAUGGGGCCACAAUGCGAUAAAUGCUUACCUUUAUUUGUUGGAAAUCCAGCUGAUAAUGGGCAGUGUGUACCAUGCCUAGAAUACUGCAAUGGGCAUACUCAAAUUUGCAUUAACGAGAGUAUGACUGUACCGGAUCCAAACUCUAUAAAUAAAAUGUCUAUAGAAUUAUUAAAGAAGCAGUUAGUUGAAGGUCCGGUAGCUAAAGCAAAGUGUAUAAACUGUGGAAAUAAUACAAAGGGUGACAAAUGUGGAGAAUGCAUGACAGGUUAUUUCAGAGGAACGGAAGAUCUUCGUGAUGUGUGUCGACCUUGCGAGUGUCAUGGUCAUGGAUUCACUUGUGAUCCUGUAACUGGAGAAAAAUGCAAUUGUGGUAAUAAUACUGAAAGUAAUUCAUCUUGUACUAGUGGCCCUAUAAAGGGUACAAAUACUGGUGGUCCACCACCAUGCUGGAUGGUACAAUGUAGUAAAUGCAAAGAAAAUUAUGCGGGAAAUCCAACUAUGGGUCAUCAAUGUUAUAAAACAGUGUUACUUGAUAACAAAAUGUGUUUUGACUCCAAACUAAUAGGAUCUUAUGAUGAAUGCAAAAUGAAACCAAAACCACUGAAUCCUGGUCAGACAGUAUUUUAUAUGGUACAACCUCGUUUCAUGAAUGUUGACAUCAGAGUUAUGGUCGAUGUAACUCAAGGAGGUUUGGAUUUGUUUUUUAGUCCUCGCGACGAUUCUUUCGUUGUUAAUAUAAAUACAACAACGGGGUACCAGGAUGUUGAACUUGAUAACAGAUUUGUAUUGCGCAAAGAUCCACGAAAUUCGUGGAUUGACAAACAUACUCGCAGUAAAAUGAGAGUCGUUGACUAUCAUUCUAAUGGCACCACUCCUGAACAAAAUUGGAACACUGGUCCACAAUACAUCGUAAUGGAAUGUUACGCAGAAAGUCUCGCUACUUUUCUAACAAUUGAGAAGAGGAAUACAAUUUUAGUCGUCAGGAAUCUCACAAACCGAUUGGUAUUGACCUUACCACAGGAUAAACACGAACUUCAUCAAACGAAAUUUCACAUUGCUCUAAGAGCAAUUGAUCCCGUCAAUUCGGAAAUAAAUGGUCGAGCUGCCUAUGGAAUGAUUUUCUUCCGACAAGAUCAACUUCAUAUUGAUCUCUUCGUUUUUUUCUCUGUGUUUUUCUCCUGUUUCUUUUUAUUCUUAGCUGCUUGCGUGGUCGCUUGGAAAACGAAACAGGCAGCCGAUGUUCGAAGAGCACGAAGGAGACACGUUGUUGAAAUGUUACACAUGGCCAAAAGACCAUUCGCGUCUGCUACAAUUAUUUAUGAUCGUGAUGGUACCGACUGCAGUCCAAGUUCACCACAGCGGAAAAGUAGGCGAAAUAAAUUAGUUAGCUUUCAUAACGAUGUGAGACCCGUGGCAGUUGAACCAACUGACGAUGGCGUUGCGGCUGUAGCUACCGUGUUUAUCAGAUUACCGGGUGGUCGACAAGCACCCGUUAAACUUGCUCUUGGCAGCUCAUUGAUACUAUUGACCAGAGUUUAUCCGGUGAAUAGUAGGGUGUUCCUAAGACGUAGAAACAGUCACGCGUUAAACUGAACUUCAAUCGGCAGGAAUUUCUUUCCGUUAUCCUUAAGUCUGCUUAGGCAGAGAAAUAUAGAAAGCCAUUUUUAUUCUUUACCCUCACGAAUCGGUUUCGUUGAUCUCAUCUCUCGUUGUAAUUAUUCGGCCUUUCGCGUCGUUUGAUGCAUGCUCGUUACACGAAUUGGAAAGGUUAUCAUUUGUUAAUUCGGGUAUACCAUGUACAUUUAUCCAAUUCGUGUAAAUUUCACUUCUAAUCAUCCAUGACGUUUUCUUUUUUAACAGGAUUUAUUAUUUGUUCUGCCAUCGUCGACAUUGUUCAAUAUUCGCCACUAAUGUGUACUUUUAGUUUAACAUUGUAUUAUAGACACAAAAGAAAAAAACAAUUAUAAGGGUAUUUAAGCUAGGUGAUAAUAUAUAAUAUAUAUUGUCAUACCAUUCCAUGACGAGACUGUAUGUUUGUAUAUAAGAAUCUGUAAUUAUGUAUUUGUAAUUUACACAGUUUUGUAGAAGCAUUUUAUGUGAACCGGACAUGGUUUUGUGUCUUGGAACGUUUCGUGGCCAUUUUCCAUGGAAAGUGGAUGAUUUUAUUGAGUCGUUUUACGAAGGUUUAAGUAAAAAGGAAAAAAUAAUGGGAAGAGCAACUACAAGUAUUACUCUCAUUACCAGAUUCAUAUUUCAAUAGAAAUUCUAAACGAAAAUCAAAAUUUUUUAAUGAAACGAAAAUUCUCAAUUAUGAUCAAGCGAAAAUAACAGAUGACGUUCAUCAUCGUGAGUGUAAAUAUUGAGGUGUCAGCUGUGGAACAAAUUAUAAAGCUUGAUGUGAUAGUAUUUCAGCGUAAAUACCGCCAACAAUUACUCUCAGUGUAAUGGAAAUGCAAUAAUAAUCGGCCGACAGGCUCAACUUGCUGAUUGUUGGCAAACAGAAUGAUAUUAGAAUACAACGCGUGCACGUAUACAUGUAUGUUGAUUCAGGGUAUCGUAGAUGCUGCCAUGAGGAACGAAUUGUAUUUGCAUAAUUUAAACAAACAGUAUUAGUAUCGUUGAUUAGAAAGAAGCUUGAUGAUGCGUGAGUCGAAAAGGUUCCUAUGCCAAAAACUGAUGAGGAAUAACGAGCGUUGUAGCAUAAUAAUAUUAUUAUUAUUAUUUAUGGCAAAAGAGAAACGAUAGAAGUUAUAUAAAUUAAAGAGAAAUUGUAAAUACGCGAGGUACACAUUUACAAAUGUUUAUCGACACCGAAUAUAUCCUGAUUGUAAAAUAUUAUUUACCAUCACUGAUAUUGGGCUUAGUCCGUUGAGGAACAGAAAGAGGAAUACAUCUUCUAUUUAAGAUGUUAAGUCGAGGUUACGUAUUAAUCAAAAGUAUAGAAACGAUAGGGUGUUGAUGUAAUGAUAUUAAUAUGUACUAUUAAGAGGAAUGUAAGCAAAUUAAUCGAAACAGUGAGCGAUGUAGUGAAACAGUUGUAAAUACAAAGGAGUGUUUUUUGCUAUAAUGUUACGCGGUACCAAACAGGUUUAAUAUAUUCUGUACAGAAUGUUUUCUGGGAUAAUUGUUACACAGUUUGAAUAUUUUCCACUGUAUUUUUCUGAAAUUUCUUAUGAAAUUUCAACAACCAUAUAAACCUUCAACGUGAAUUAUUUUUCUUGCUGUAACAUGUAAUUGACAUAAAACAUAAUUAACAUAAGAUCACUUAAACAAAAUUUCGAUAUAUUUAAUUUCGUUAAAUCUUCCAAAUACAGUGAAAAAUAGUUAAACUGUUUUUGGAAGCAUUCUACGUAUGCCGUCUAAUAUAUUGGAAGAAUACAAUGUUGUUCCUUAAUUAGGAAUUGUAACACAUUGUACAAUUGUUGAAUGUGCAUAUGACAAUGCAGUACGUCUUUGUCCGUUGAAUCUUAGCCUGUUUCGUUCUUAU